AUUUCAGAAUUUUAAGAGGGGAGAAAUUUCAGAAUUUAUAAGCAACAAGAAAGUGCCAUUGAAGAGGUGCAAUUCAAAAAAUAAUUUUUAUCCAUUCACACCUUAAAACCCCAAUAGCAGAAUCCCCAGAAGUUUUCCAAAGUUGAAGUUAGGUCAAAUUAUUUAUUGUUAGUACGACAUAAAAACUGGUUUUAGGCGCUCUGGUUUUGUGGAAGGUCCUUACCAGGUAAGAGUAAACAUGUUACACAUUGGCAGCAGAAGCAAAACCAUAUCCCUCUCCGAUUACAAAGUCACAAAUGGAUACGGAUUUCACUACAGGCCGUCCAUAGUAAGAUGCAACUGCAACCCUGCUUCUUCGGUAGGGGCCCAAGAGGUAAAGGAGAGAAUAAGAAAAACGUUUGGGAAAAUAGAGAUAUCUCCAUCUUGCUAUGACACUGCUUGGGUAGCCAUGGUCCCUUCAAGAGAUGAGCCAAAGCAGCCAUGUUUUGCACAGUGCUUGGAUUGGAUCCUUGAAAAUCAGAGAGAAGAUGGAUCUUGGGGUUUGAGUCCUACUCACUCAUUGCUUGUGAAAGACUCCCUUUCUUCUACUCUGGCUUCUUUGCUUGCUCUCUCCAAAUGGAGUGUCGGACACAAGUUAGUCCAAAGAGGACUCGAUUAUAUAGGAAGACAGAGUUGGUCAAUUGAUAAUAAGGGUCAAAUUUCAGCGGCAGGAUUCGAUAUUAUAUUUCCUAGCAUGAUCAAGUAUGCAGGGGAACUGAACUUGAAUGUGCCUUUGGACCAAAGCCUCGUAAAUGUCUUGUUCCAGAAACGAGAUUCAGCAAUGGAAAGGAUGUUACAGAAUGAUCUCAAGGAGUGUAAAACCAAGCUUGCAUAUUAUUAUGCUGAAGGCCUUGGCGAAUUAUGUCAAUGGGAAGAAUUGAUGACUUAUCAAAAGAAGAACGGAUCACUUUUCAACUCACCAGCCACUACUGCAGCUGCUUUGAUUUUCCAUUGCCAUGAUGAGAAGUGCCUUGGAUACAUAAAUUCAAUCCUGAAACAUCACAAAAAUUGGGUUCCUACUAUAUAUCCUACGACAAUACCUACACGUCUGCAAAUGGUCGAUACCCUGCAAAAGCUGGGGGUAGACCGACAUUUCGAAGCAGAAAUCAAAACUGUUCUAGAUGAAACAUACAGACUUUGGGAGCAAAAGGACGAAGAAGUUUCUUCAGAUGUUGCUUAUUGUGCCAUGGCGUUUCGACUAUUACGGAUGUGCAACUACAAAGUUUCCUCUGAAGAAUUAGCACGAUUCAAAGGUCAAGAACAUAUCAUCAAUUCAUUGAAUGCACAAUGUACAAGUCGUGAUGAUGCAAUUCUUGAGCUACACCAAGCUUCACAGUUAGCCUUUGAUGAGAAAGAUAACAUUUUGGAUGAAAUAAGUACUUGGACAGAAGCUUUACUGCAGCAGGAGUUAUUAGAGGAGAAUAAUCUUGAUAGGAUGUCACAAAACGAGGUGCAACACGCUUUGAGGAAUUUCAGUGCAACCCUUGAACGAGCCGAAAAUAGACGAUACAUCGAGUCAUAUGAUGUAAAUAUGUUCAAAUUUUCAAAAACAGCUUACAGGUCCCCCAACAUAUACAACAUGAAUUUCUUACUAUUCUCUAUGCAUGAUUUUAAUUUUUGCCAAACAGUACACCAGCAAGAUAUUCAAGAACUCAAGAGGUGGUAUGACGAUUGCAAACUAGACCAAUUAGGAAUUUCACAAAAAUAUAUAUACACUUCAUAUAUGCCAAUGUCUUCAUUGCUCUUCGGGCCUGAAUUCUCGGAUGCUCGUUCCGUGUUUGCAAAAUAUGUUUUGCUCACAACUGCAUUGGAUGAUUUUUUUGACGAAUUGGCUUCCCAAGAGGAGUUGCUCAACCUAAUCGAAUUAGUAAAAGGGUGGAAUCGGUAUUCAACCAUAGGCUACGUUUCAGAGAGAGUUGAAAUUUUAUUUUUAGCAAUAUACAACACCUUUAAUGAAUUUGCAGCCAUGGCAGAAAUUAUGCAAGGUCGAUGUGUUAAAGAUCAAAUAUUUGACUUGUUUCUUGAUGUUCUGAAUUGCAUGAUGAGAGAAGUAGAAUGGUGGAGAGAAGAGAAGACACCAAGUGUAGAAGAAUAUUUGUCAAUUGCCUGUGUUACUAUAGCUGUCAAAGCUAUUCUUUUUACAACACAAUAUAUUCUCGCGCCAAAACUUUCGGAGGAAGUUAUAAAAAGUGCUGAACUUGGUGAAAUAUGCAAAUGUACGACUAUAGUGUGUAGACUCCUUAAUGACACUCAAACUUACAAGAAAGAAAAAGAAGAGAGGUCAAGUAACAUAGUCAACAUACUCGUAACACAAAGUGAAGGAACGGUUUCGGAAGAAGAGGCAGUAGAAGAGGUAAAAGAAAUGCUGGAGAAGAACAGAAGAAAAUUGCUGAGAAUGGUGCUUCAUAAGAAAGAAAGCAGUCAGUUGCCGCAAGUAUGCAAAGAUCUGUUUUGGAACACGAGCAAAGUAGCUCAUAUUCUAUACUCAAACGGCAAUGAGUUUCGCUCUCCAGAGGGACUCAAGAGUAAUAUAAACACAUUAUUUUACAAACCAGUCGACCUAUCCCCAACACAAGCCUAGAGUCUCGCCAAAUAGCCAGUGCUGAAACCCCAAGCAGAUUUUAAUGAGUUUUGUUGUUCUUAAACUGAAUGUUAGCUUAUCCUGAUGCUAUAUAUCUCUAUGACCAAUUGUGUUCAUUGAUCACAGAGCAUUUGGAAAAUUUCCUUUUGUCUUCUAUACUUCAACUUAUUGUUAGUUAUGUUGUAAAAUGUAGUGAGACCUUCAGUUAGAUUGUUGAAAUAAUUAGAGUUAUAUUUGGAAUGUUUUCAAAGUUUGAUUUGCCAUUUGUUAGUCAA
Nicotiana attenuata is the source of this 2895-nucleotide messenger RNA. Its product is annotated as cis-abienol synthase, chloroplastic-like. The coding region runs from base 239 to 2620 and encodes 793 amino acids. Lineage: Eukaryota; Viridiplantae; Streptophyta; Magnoliopsida; Solanales; Solanaceae. The transcript has 15 exons. The record is from RefSeq and is a predicted model, not a curated record. Gene Ontology annotation, molecular function: magnesium ion binding; terpene synthase activity. Gene Ontology annotation, biological process: diterpenoid biosynthetic process.